Messenger RNA from Lycium barbarum (goji berry), 1080 nucleotides. RefSeq lists its product as uncharacterized. The record is from RefSeq and is a predicted model, not a curated record. Bases 1 to 1080 code for a protein of 359 amino acids. The transcript is spliced from 5 exons. Gene Ontology annotation, molecular function: nucleic acid binding; zinc ion binding. NCBI's taxonomy places the organism in Eukaryota, Viridiplantae, Streptophyta, Magnoliopsida, Solanales, Solanaceae.
AUGGGUAUAGUUGAGACUCAUGGCGUGGACUACGUAUCAGUCCAGUUUCACGACGAUGCAAAGACUUGGUGGAGAGCAUUCAUUGAUAGAAGGCUAGUGGGUGCGCCCCCUCUUUCUUGGACUCAGUUCCAUCAGGCCUUCUCCAAAAAGUACGUGCUGCGUACUUUGAGGGAUGCGCACAGGGAUGAGUUUCUCCAUUUGCGACAACGUGGGUUGUCUGUUUCUGAGUAUGAGGCCAGAUAUAUAUUCUUAGCCCGAUAUGCUGCCCAGAUAAUUCUCUCAGAAGAGGAGAGAGCUAUUGUUGAUAAUGCUGUGGGUGUCGAGUCUGCUAAGGCUCGAUCUUUGGGAGAGUCAGUACUACAGGCUUGUUCGAGUGGUCCUACUAUACCCAGUGACUAUGGAGCUAGGCAGUCUUAUGGUGGAUCUUACUCCCGUAAAGUAGACUAUACUGAUCCCUCUAGUUCAUCAGUUUCCAUGCAUCAACUUCCAGCUCUUAGAGCAUGCUAUGUGUGCGGCGACCCCAGUCACCUUAUGAGAGAUUGUCCCAGAGGUGGCUCAUCAAUUAGAGGCGAUGCUCAAUCGGGCCGCGAUGGCUCUUAUCAGACCAAAGGUGGACACCAGUCAGGUACAGGUAGUCCGCAGGCUUCUAGAGGUGGCCAUGGUGGCAGUCUUUGCUAUUCCUUUCAGAGUAGGCCUGAGGCGGAGGCCUCUGAUGCUGUCAUCUCAGAGUGGAGGGGUACUAUGAGUCCUGUUCCGAAGAAUAUCAUUUUCUUUGUCCGUGCGAAGAAGUUAGUGGCCAAGGGGUGUUUGGCUUAUUUAGCCUAUCUUCGCGAUACUAGUGUUGAUUCUCUGCCCCUUGAGUCUGUGCCUAUUGUGAGUGAGUUUGCAGAGGUCUUCCCUUCUGAUUUGUUGGGUAUCCCGCUCGACAGUGACAUUGAUUUCUGUAUCUAUUUGGAUUCGGGCACACGUCCUAUUUCCAUUCCUCCUUAUUGGAUGGCGCCCGCUGAGUUGAGAGAGCUAAAGGAGCAGUUGCAAGAUUUGUGGAGUAAGGGGUUUAUUAGAUCGAGUGUUUCUCCUUAG